CACCAUAUGAGUUGUGUACUCCUGUUUCAUUGCAGUGUUUCGUUUUCGUAGAUUCUUUAAACGUGUCACUUCAAUUAGAACAAUAUGGUCCUCGACUUAGACUUAUUUCGUGCGGAUAAGGAUGGUGAUCCCGACAAGAUCCGUGAAAACCAACGCAAGCGAUACAAAGAUGUAGGUUUAGUUGACACAGUUGUGGAACAAGACACUCUUUGGAGGCGAUUGCGCCAUGAAGCUGACAACUUGAAUAAGCUAAAGAAUGUCUGCAGUAAAGAGAUAGGACUGAAAAUGAAGAAUAAGGAACCAGUUGGUUCGGAAGACCAGGAUGUGCCUACCGAUAUUGCUGAUAACCUGGCCAAUUUGACCGGCGAUCAGCUAAAGCCUCUUACCGUUAAUCAAAUAAAAAAGGUAAGAUUGCUAAUAGAUGAAGCUAUAGGAAAAAACGAACAAGGGCUAAUUACAGCUGAGAAGACUCGCUCAGCUGCUCUCCGAGAAGUGGGGAACCAUCUGCACUCCUCAGUACCAGUAGAUGAUGAUGAGGACCACAACUUAGUUGAGAGGACAUUUGGGGAUUGUGCUGUAAGGAACAAGUACUCACAUGUGGAUCUCAUUUGUAUGAUUGAUGGUAUGGAUGGCGAUAGAGGUGCUGCAGUAGCAGGCGGACGCGGGUAUUACCUUAAGGGUCCAGCUGUAUUCUUGGAGCAGGCUCUAGUACAGCUUUCACUGAGGAUAUUGUUGAAGAAAGGGUACACACCGCUGUAUACACCAUUCUUCAUGAGAAAAGAGGUCAUGCAAGAAGUAGCACAACUGGCUCAAUUCGACGAGGAAUUGUACAAAGUGGUUGGCAAAGGCUCUGAAAACAAGGGAGAUACAGCAGUUGAAGAGAAAUAUUUGAUUGCAACCUCUGAGCAACCAAUUGCAGCAUAUCACAGAGAUGAAUGGCUCCCAGAGGCAUCAUUACCUAUUCGGUAUGCAGGUUUAUCCACGUGUUUCCGACAAGAAGUGGGUUCUCAUGGUCGAGACACCCGCGGUAUCUUCAGGGUACACCAAUUUGAAAAGGUGGAACAGUUUGUGCUGACUUCUCCCCAUGAUGAUGCUUCCUGGAAAAUGAUGGAUGAGAUGAUCGGUAAUGCUGAGGAGUUCUACCAGACUCUCGGCAUUCCAUACCGCGUCGUAAACAUAGUGUCUGGAGCUCUAAACCACGCUGCAUCCAAGAAGCUCGACUUGGAAGCGUGGUUUCCUGGAUCUGGUGCAUUCCGUGAAUUGGUAUCUUGCAGUAAUUGUCUCGAGUACCAAGCUAGAAGACUGUUAGUGAGGUACGGCCAGACUAAAAAGAUGAAUGCAGCUACCGAAUAUGUGCACAUGUUGAACGCAACCAUGUGUGCAACCACGCGUGUUAUCUGCGCCAUACUCGAGAUCAAUCAAACCGAGGAAGGUGUUAAGGUUCCUGAAGUUUUGAAAACCUGGAUGCCAGAGCAAUACCAAGAGCUCAUACCCUUCGUCAAACCGGCGCCAAUCGACUUAGAAGCAGCUGCUGCAGCAAAGAAGGGCAAGAAACAAAAAUAAAAUAAAAUAAUCACACGUCAUAUUGUCAUUCCUGCUUUGUUAUUUAUUAUUUACACGUUUAUCUUAAAUUUUAUAUUUUAUUAAAUGAAUGACAAGA
Molecule: messenger RNA, 1660 nt
Organism: Achroia grisella
Lineage: Eukaryota; Metazoa; Arthropoda; Insecta; Lepidoptera; Pyralidae
Gene: SerRS
Product: serine--tRNA ligase, cytoplasmic
Exons: 8
Coding region: 85-1563 (492 amino acids)
Biological process (GO): seryl-tRNA aminoacylation
Cellular component (GO): cytosol
Molecular function (GO): tRNA binding; ATP binding; serine-tRNA ligase activity
Source: RefSeq, a predicted model, not a curated record